CGUUUGUACCUGGCGGGAGCGUGCCCCGACUGUUGUUGUCUCACUGUCGACAGUAGAACAAAUACAAUGAGCACCAGUAGCUUUGUCGGCAUGGGUCUGGCCCUCGUCUUCGUAGUCAUUAUAUUUCAAGGCGCACCUUCCGUGAGUGGUCGCAGCGUUCCCAAUCCUUCUCGCAACAACACCAGCGGAAAUGAAACUGCCAACAACGUGACUAACUGUAACAAUACUCAAGGAAAUGGAACGAGCGGAAACUUUACGGCAGGAUUUCCGUUUUGUGGAAACAGCACAGGUGGAAAUAACACCAACGGAAACUUUACCUGGGGCAACAACAGCACAAAUGGAAAUGGCACAAGCGGAAAUGUUACUUCAGGUAACAGCACAAAUGGAAAUGGCACGAGCGGAAACUUCACCUCAGGUUGCCCAGGCUACGGAAAUGGCACUUCAGGAAAUAUCACUAACGGCAACAUUACCUGGUGUAACAGCACUCAAGGAAAUGGCACGCAAGGAAACGUGACAGCAGGUAGUCUCUCCUUGUUAGAGAUCGAAUGUCUCUAUUUACGGAAUAUGUCUUAUGAUACUUGACUUUAAUUGUUCUUGCAAGCGCGUGUAU
Molecule: messenger RNA, 610 nt
Organism: Pomacea canaliculata
Lineage: Eukaryota; Metazoa; Mollusca; Gastropoda; Architaenioglossa; Ampullariidae
Product: N66 matrix protein-like
Exons: 9
Coding region: 67-582 (171 amino acids)
Source: RefSeq, a predicted model, not a curated record